UGAAUGGAGGGGCUCAAGAGCAUAAAGUGCAAAGUGAAAGCAACAAAAAAGAAUAUCACAUCUUUUGAGCGCCAAGUAGCGACCAUUGCUUUCAAAGGCGCAGCCACGUGAUUUAAUAAAAUAAUUUCAACCUCUUCUUCACGCUAUCUCAAUCUCACGCUCUUUUAAGUGCCUCAUCAUCUCCUUCAAUUCAUAUUCUCAUAAUUUUGAGGGGCUUUCAUUUGAACUAAAAUUCAGGCAUUUUAGUUGCAGAUUUAUCAUGGAAUGAAGGAUAUUAAAGAUGGGAGCUCCGCAUUGUCUUGUAUGUAAUGUGCCUGUAUUUGCUCACGGCCACUUGCUUAGCUCGAAGAAUUUGGGAGCCAGCAAGUCUGUUUUAUGCAAUCCAGCACCGAGAAAACCCCAAUGUGAUAUCCUCAGAGGUGGUUUUGAGGGUGGACAUGCGGUGAAAAGGAUGGAAGGUGAAGUCAGAAGUGUUAGAACAGAGACGGAGAGUGGCGGAAGUGUGGCCGUGAAGGAGGAGGGUUUUUCUGUGAAGGUCUUGAAAGGUAGCCCGCUUCCGUUCGGCACAACGGCCAGGGAUGGAGGGGUUAACUUCGCUGUUCAUUCGUCUCGAGCAACUUCCGUCACGAUAUGCCUCUUUACCCUUUCUGAUUUGCACAAGGGUAAGGUAACCAAGCAAAUUCCUCUUGAUCCCUUACUUAACAAAACAGGAGAUGUAUGGCACACAUUCCUUGCUGGAAAGUUUGAUGGUAUGUUGUAUGGUUAUCAAGUUGAUGGAGAGUAUUGUCCUGAGGAAGGUCAUCGCUAUGAUGCUUCAUGCAUAUUGUUGGACCCUUAUGCUAAGGCAGUGAUAAGCAGAGAAGAGUAUGGGGUUUUAGGUCCUGGAGGAAAUUUUUGGCCUCAAAUGGCUGGCAUGGUACCUGUUCCUGAUGAUGAGGGAUUAUAUGUUCAGGGCCACAUCCAAGAUAUAAAUCAAAAUCAAUUUGAUUGGCAAGGGGACUUGCCUCUGAAACUUCCACAAAAAGAUCUCUUUAUUUAUGAAAUGCAUGUUCGUGGUUUUACCAAACAUGGAUCAAGCAAUGUUAAUCAUCCAGGGACAUAUCUUGGUCUAGUUGAAAAACUGAAGCACUUGAAGGAAUUGGGAGUUAAUGCCAUUGAACUUAUGCCUUGUCAAGAAUUUAAUGAGCUAGAAUCUUAUUCAUAUAACUCUGUUAUGGGUGAUUACAAGAUGAAUUUUUGGGGGUAUUCAACUAUCAACUUUUUUUCUCCAAUGAUCCGAUAUGCUGCCUCAGGUGUAAAGAAUUGUGGACGUGAUGCAAUUAAAGAGUUCAAAAUGCUUGUUAGAGAAGCACACAAGCAUGGGAUUGAGGUGUUCAUGGACAUAGUAUUCAACCAUACUGCAGAAGGAAAUGAUAUGGGUCCAAUAUUAUCUUUUAGAGGCCUGGAUAAUAGUGUCUAUUACAUGCUUGCACCUAGGGGCGAGUUCUAUAAUUAUUCUGGCUGUGGCAACACAUUCAAUUGCAAUCAUCCCAUAGUUCGCCGCUUUAUAGUGGAUUGCCUCAGGUAUUGGGUUAUUGAAAUGCAUAUUGAUGGUUUCCGCUUUGAUCUUGCUUCCAUCAUGACACGGGCUUGCAGUUUAUGGAACGGUGAGAAUGUUUUUGGCAAUGAUAUUGAAGGAGAUUUCUUAACAACGGGAACACCUCUAAAUGAACCUCCCUUAAUUGAUAUGAUUAGCAAUGAUCCAGUCCUUCGUGGUGUCAAGCUUAUAGCUGAAGCAUGGGACACAGGUGGCCUUUAUCAAGUAGGAAACUUUCCACAUUGGGGCAUUUGGUCAGAGUGGAAUGGACAGUAUCGAGACAUAACACGCCAGUUUAUCAAGGGCACAGAUGGACUUACAGGAGCUUUUGCCCAAUGCCUUUGUGGGAGUCCACAUUUAUAUCAGGAAGGAGGAAGGAAACCAUGGCAUAGUGUCAACUUUGUAUGUGCCCAUGAUGGAUUUUCGCUAGCCGAUCUUGUAUCAUACAAUCAGAAGCAUAACUUGGCAAACGGUGAAGAGAAUAAUGAUGGUGAAGACCAUAAUAAUAGCUGGAACUGUGGAGAGGAAGGUGAACUUGUGGGUCUUCCUGUUCAACGAUUGAGACACAGACAAAUGCGGAACUUCAUUGUUUGUCUCAUGGUUUCUCAGGGUGUACCAAUGCUAACCAUGGGUGAUGAAUAUGGUCACACAAAAGGAGGCAACAACAACACCUACUGCCAUGAUAAUAAUGUGAAUUAUUUUCGCUGGGACAAGAAAGACACUUCUCAGGCUGCGUUUUUUAAAUUCUGUAGUCUCAUGGCAAAGUUCCGGAGUGAAUGUGAAUCACUUGGGUUAGAAGAUUUCCCAACUGCAGAACGACUGCAAUGGCAUGGUCACCAGCCUGAGAUGCCAGAUUGGUCUGAGUCAAGUCGGUUUGUUGCAUUCACCAUGGUUGAUUCAAAAAAAAGAGAGCUUUAUGUUGCAUUUAAUACCAGUCAUCUUCCAGUCAUUAUCACUUUACCUGAAAGACCAGGUUUUAAAUGGGAACCUUAUGUUGAUACAAGCAAAGUCCCUCCAUAUGAUUUCCUGGCUGAUGAUCUACCAAAUCGGGCAACAGUCAUGAAACAAUAUGAUCAGUUUCUCAAUGCUGGGAUAUAUCCAAUGUUAAGCUACUCUUCUAUAAUUCUUGUGUUAUCUGUGGAUGGAAACUCUUAAAAUGUGAUGCAUGUCUCCGUGCCGUAUCUGACCUGUCUAUAGUCAAGUUGUUUUUGUAAUUAUAUGUAGUAAUCUUGCGUUUAAAGUUUUAAACAUGGGUAGGCAACAAAUAUGCCAGUUGUAAUCAUGUAGUGAGUGUUUAUUUCCAUGUCCUAUAAUUUAGUAAUCACUAAUGAUUGCUUGGA
Molecule: messenger RNA, 2916 nt
Organism: Cryptomeria japonica (Japanese cedar)
Lineage: Eukaryota; Viridiplantae; Streptophyta; Pinopsida; Cupressales; Cupressaceae
Product: isoamylase 1, chloroplastic
Exons: 19
Coding region: 281-2731 (816 amino acids)
Biological process (GO): carbohydrate metabolic process
Molecular function (GO): hydrolase activity, hydrolyzing O-glycosyl compounds
Source: RefSeq, a predicted model, not a curated record